AUGGAGCUCUGGAAUACCACCUUGGGAAGCAGCUUCAUCUUGGUGGGCAUUCUGAAUGACAGCAGGUUUCCUGAACUGCUCUGUGCCACAAUGACAUUCCUGUACAUGCUGGCCCUGACCAGUAAUGGGCUCCUGGUCCUUGUCAUCACAAUGGACAUGAGGCUCCAUGUGCCCAUGUACCUCCUGCUUAGACAGCUCUCUCUCAUUGACCUUCUUCUCACAUCAAGUAUCGCCCCCAAGGCCAUCACAGAUUUCCUGCGUGGAGAUAACACCAUCUCCUUUGGAGGCUGUGCCCUUCAGAUGUUGCUGGAGCUGAUUAUGGGUGGAGCAGAGGCUCUCCUUCUAUCGUUUAUGUCUUAUGACAGGUAUGUGGCUAUUUGUCAUCCUCUGAACUAUAUGAUCUUCAUGAGACCAAUUGUCCUUUGGCUCAUGGUGACAACAACAUGGAUCAUUUCCUCUGUGAGUGGUCUAGGAUAUACUAUGUACAUUAUGCAUUUUCCCUUCUGCAAGGGCCGGGAGAUUAAACAUCUGUUGUGUGAGAUCCCACCUGUGCUGAAGUUGGCCUGUGCAGACACCUCUAGAUUUGAGCUCAUGGUUUAUACAAUGGGUGUGAUAUUCCUGAUCCCCCCACUUUCUGCCAUUCUUGUCUCUUAUGCACUAAUUCUCUUCACUGUGCUCCACAUGCCCUCCAAGGAGGGGAGGAAGAAAGCCCUUGUCACCUGCUCCUCCCAUCUGACUGUGGUUGGACUAUAUUAUGGAUCUGGCAUAGUCAUGUAUGUCCUGCCCAGUUCCUUCCAUAGUCCCAAACAAGACAAUAUCGUCUCCUUUUUCUAUACACUUGUGACCCCAGCCCUAAACCCCCUUCUCUACAGCCUGAGAAAUAAGGAGGUCAUGGGGGCCCUGAGGAGGGUCCUUGGAAAAUACAUCCUGCCUUCACACUCCAGUGUUUAG
Messenger RNA from Dipodomys ordii (Ord's kangaroo rat), 951 nucleotides. RefSeq names its product olfactory receptor 2AG1-like. Gene Ontology annotation, molecular function: G protein-coupled receptor activity; olfactory receptor activity. The transcript has a single exon. The coding region runs from base 1 to 951 and encodes 316 amino acids. The record is from RefSeq and is a predicted model, not a curated record. Gene Ontology annotation, biological process: G protein-coupled receptor signaling pathway. Gene Ontology annotation, cellular component: membrane. Lineage: Eukaryota; Metazoa; Chordata; Mammalia; Rodentia; Heteromyidae.